ACUGGAGAUGAUUUCUCUUCCAAACCUAAAGCAAGAGAUUCUAUGCCUACAUCCGAGUACCGCCCAUCAUCUCAGUAGUAUUUUUGUCUUCGGAGAAAAUACGAACCUUCAGUAACCGUGAUCCACUUUGUACCGUGAUCCAGUGGUCACUCUCCGUUGUCCACUGCACUCGCUUGACAUAGCAGUAAAAUUUUUCCGAAAUCACCUCCUGUUAUCUUAGAAAAGAAAGCACAUCUUGCACAAUGUAAUCUCCGAUAUAAAAUUCCCGGAAUGGUCAUAACUGGAACAACAUUGUUUAUAUUCUUGCUCAAUCUGAGCUGAGUUGGGGUUAAACAACAACAACUGCAUUAUCUAUGAGUCUAUUGUUUAUUUUGUUUGUUUUAGCUUUUGCCAAUUAAUUUCAUAUUGAAUAAUUAAUCACUGAAUUAGUAUGCUUUAAGAUCAAUGCGUAGAAUAAUAGGCCAACACAGCACAAUAUAUAUACUGGAAUUAGUGUAACUACUACCUCAUCGUAGUUACUACUACUUCAGCCACUUGCAACAGUACCAUCACAAUAAAUACCAUCACCACAACUGUAGCUGCAAAUGCCACUACAAAUACAAUUACCAAUACAAGCAUCAUCACUACUGUUGCUGCCUCUAUUAAAGUCAACAUCACUAUCGUCACCACUAACACAGCUAUCACCAGGCAGCAGUAGUAAGCUACUAAUAUAACCACCAGUACUACAGCCUCCUCAACUAUUCCAGAACCCACCACUACAGAAGUAUCAACGUCACUAUACCAUAUAUUUACCAAAUGCCGGGUAAAAGAAACAAGAUAAUUGCAAAACUGCUGACAAAUCCCAGUGUAGCAACAAUGCCAGAAGACGAACCGAGGAAUACAUAUUUGGAAAACAAUCACCUUACCAAGCCUGUCACGUCGAGCACUGUUGUGUCUAACUGCAGGGAGUCUAUUGAUAUGGACCACAGGCAACCAAUAGAGUUCUCACAUGAAGAAAUUCUGGUGGACGUUUUAAAACCUCUACUGCAUUUCACGGCGCUCUCCGGUCAAGAAUUUUAUCCACCAGGUUAUCUCACUAAACGCCAACAAUGUUUGUGUAAAGUUUUUAAGUGUAUCGUUUUACUAUUUUUGGUUGUGAAUAUAUUACGGGUAUCUUUCUUAUUUGACAUACAUGCGACUCAAGGAAAAUUUAUACUCAUUUUGAACUUUGUGCUGUUUUAUUGUAUGGAAGUUUUUAAAUAUAUUGUAAAGUUCAUCUUUAACAUCGUAUAUGGCAGAAGAUUGUUAGAGAAAUUCACGGCAUAUUUUCCCAUGACAGAACAAAAAUAUUUCAGGAAAUUAAAACGGAACGCUAAAUUAUUCGUGAAGAUUUCAGCUUUCGUAAUAAUAUUGAGCAUAACACUAGUAACCUCAGUGUCUGCGACUGUAUUCACGGACUCUACCGUGGGAUCUUUAUUACAUAUACCAAUGUGCGAGAACAAAGCUAUUGAAGUGAUAAACACCAUAUCUUUAAGCUGGUUUGUCGCUUUUGGAAUAUUAAGCGAUACUUUACUACUUAAUUUCUUUUCGAAAAUAAUCUGCUGUGAGCUGCAUGCCCUCUCACAAAAGCUGAAAGCGCUCGACGAGCAACAACAAACAGUGAGCGACGACCAAGAGCAAACAGUUAUCAGUAAGUUCAUUCAUCUACAGAAGAAAUACGAAGAAAUAAUGGAGCUACUACAACUAGUCAACGGCUACUUCUCCAUUUGUAUAGUCGUGACGUUCUUGUUUGCUAUUCUUGUCACUUGUACGCUGAUCUACAUUUUGUUUCAAGCGGAUGUAGUCGCUGAUGAAAAACUGGUUGUCUGUUCAAUGGUAGUAACGCAGGCCUUCAUGGCAAUCUCUAUUCUCUACAGCGGUAUUUCUAUACAAGUUGCUGUUGAAGAGCCCAUUGAGUAUUUAUACAAACUGAGUUUCAAUAAAGAGCACAGCCAAGACACAAUGACAAGGAUUUCUCUAUUCUUCGCAAGAGUCUCCAAUCCAAGCUACCUCACUGCCGCCAAAAUGUUCAAUAUCGACUCCUCAACAAUACUUAUGAUAUCUGGGACUCUCUUGUCCUAUGGAGUAAUAGUGUUCCAAACUAGUUCUGUACAUCCAUGUGAUAAAAAUAUGACGGCGUUCACAGGGAAUAUGACCGGGAAUGCUACAUUUGGCUGAGUUUGUUCAUUCAGAUUAACAUUUCAUUGAUUUAAUACUCACUUCGUUGUUGCUGUGGUUGUUGUCGCCGUCAAUGUUACUUUUAGUUGUUUAAACAAGCAAACGUUGACAAAAUCUCACUUUCCUUUUUUAAGUUUUAAUCACGUUUUCUUCUGUAAUUCAUUAAAUAUUUCUUAGAGUAAUUGUAACAUUCUUUGAAAGCGAAUAAACUUGGUAUCGUUAUCAAAAGUUUCUGUAUCCAAAGCUAUAAUAAAUACUCUAUAUUUAAACCU
Molecule: messenger RNA, 2468 nt
Organism: Octopus sinensis (East Asian common octopus)
Lineage: Eukaryota; Metazoa; Mollusca; Cephalopoda; Octopoda; Octopodidae
Exons: 4
Coding region: 796-2196 (466 amino acids)
Biological process (GO): sensory perception of taste
Cellular component (GO): membrane
Source: RefSeq, a predicted model, not a curated record